AUGAAGACUCAGAGGAACAGCCUCUCCUGGGGGUGCUGGUCACUGUUGCUACUGGUGGUGGGCCUGGCAAUGCCUCCAGCCACUGGCCAGGCCCUCAGCUAUCAGCAGGCCGUGCUCCUUGCUGUGCAGGGCUUCAACCAGCGCUCCUCCGAAGCUAAUCUCUACCGCCUCCUGGAGCUGGGCGCCAAGCCCGAGGGGGAUGAGAACCCAAACACCCCAAAGCCUGUGAGCUUCACAGUGAAGGAGACUGUGUGCCCUCGGACGACGCGGCAGCCACCUGAGGAGUGUGACUUCAAGGAGAAUGGGCUGAUAAAAGAGUGUAUAGGGACAGUCGAUCUGGACCCGGCCAAAGGCUACUUUGACAUCACCUGUGACCAGCUCAAGGAUGUCUCACUGGGCGGUUUGCUCAAGAAAGGUGGACAGAUUAUCGGUAAAAAAAUUGAGAAAAUCGGCAAGAGAAUCAAGGACUUUUUUACGAAUACUGAGUCCAUGGAAGAGGCCAAAAGUGUCUAAUUUGCUCCAGCUCUGGCUUCUGGACUCUGAAAAAUAAAGUCUUGUGAAAGCAAGUUUCU
Molossus molossus (Pallas's mastiff bat) is the source of this 572-nucleotide messenger RNA. RefSeq names its product cathelicidin antimicrobial peptide (gene CAMP). The record is from RefSeq and is a predicted model, not a curated record. The coding region runs from base 1 to 513 and encodes 170 amino acids. Gene Ontology annotation, biological process: defense response to Gram-negative bacterium; antimicrobial humoral immune response mediated by antimicrobial peptide; defense response to Gram-positive bacterium. Lineage: Eukaryota; Metazoa; Chordata; Mammalia; Chiroptera; Molossidae. The transcript is spliced from 4 exons. Gene Ontology annotation, cellular component: extracellular region. Gene Ontology annotation, molecular function: lipopolysaccharide binding.